Messenger RNA from Chara braunii, 794 nucleotides. NCBI's taxonomy places the organism in Eukaryota, Viridiplantae, Streptophyta, Charophyceae, Charales, Characeae. The record is from the annotation of a GenBank genome assembly.
AUCGACAUUUAUUCGUUUGUGUGUGUGCCAUUGUGCUAACAGCUGGCUGCACAUGGCUUUGCAGAUUGAUGCUGCUGCAAAUGCGGAUGCGCUGCGUGUAGAAGCAGCGAAGAGUGUGGACUUAGUCUGUUUGUCUGCACUGACAGGCGAGGGCAUGGAAGAGAUGCUGGCAGCUGUGGAGGCAAUUCUCCGGGAUGAUCUGGUUUCAGUUGAGGUUGUCAUCCCAUACGACAAGGGGGAAGUGCUCAGCAAAAUCCACAGGCUAGGGAUGGUAAACCUUGAGGAAUAUUUGCCGAACGGUAUCCGAGUUCAAGCCCAUGUUCCAUUAGCGAUGUCACGACAGCUGCUGCCACUCCGCAUUCCACUUGCGGCGACACCUGGGUCCUCAUCAUCUGUGUUGUCAUCAUCUCCCUCUUGAUCUUUUCAAUAGGUCUGAUCUGGCCUGUGAUGGAAACUGACAAAUGGAAUUGUCAGAAAGGAUAAGGUAGCAGCAAAUAACAGACAAUAUUUGUUUUUUAGAUGAGAGCAUUUGUUCAUUCUCCUCGAGUCCUUGGUAUAUAUUUGCUUGUAAAGACAGCUUCCUACUUUCACAAAUGGUCAUUGGCGGGGGGGAUUUGACUCAGCCAUUGUGCUGGAAGCCGAAGUGCCACUUGGUUCUGCGCAUGUGCCAGCUGCCAUGCGUCUUCGUUAUCCUAUUAGGUGGUGUGCAGUUCCUGGGUGCUUUUCCUGCUUGGCUUGGUAAAAAAACUCUCUGCCACAUGUCACACCAUUCUCUAAUUGCGAGUUUCCCAUUC